AUGCCGACAGUCACAGAGGAGCUGGUGGAUUUUCUUCACCACGGAAAUUCACAAAUCCGUCAAAUCGCUUGUGAGAACCUUGUCGGCUACUCUAUCGCUCAACCUAGCCUAUUCAAACGGCACCAAUUACUUCCUAUCCGGGAUCUGAAGCUGUUAACUCGGGACUACACCCCGAUUGCCAAGAAUGUUUUGACGAUCCUUGUCAAUCUCUCGGCCGAUGAAGAGAUUCUAAAGGCCUUAGCAGAGGAUGACGAGUACAUCGAGACCCUCUUGUUGAAACUGACGAAUGUCAAGGAUCCCAACGUCGAUGAAGCUGCCAUGCUUCUGGCCAACCUGGUCAAGUCCGAUUACCUCCAGAAAUUACAUACAUUGAAGCGCAGAGUGCCCGAGGGUGUCUCGACUUCGGAAAAUGCUAUUGAUCAGCUCAUGGAUUGCUUUGUAAAGGGUGCCGAAGGGGGUCUCAACAAGGACGCCAACUACGAUUAUUUGUCCUACUUCUUUGCCGACCUGUCCCAAACUGAGCAGGGACGGAGCUAUUUCACCACACGCCAAGAGUACGACGGAGUCGUUCCCAUCACCAAGCUGACGGUAUUCACGGAACACAAGAGCGAGAUUCGUCGCAAGGGAGUCGCAUCCACGAUCAAGAAUGUGGCCUUUGACGUCUCCUCUCACCCCAUGUUGUUCGGCGAAGACGAGGCCAACCUUUUGCCUUAUCUGCUCCUGCCUAUCGCCGGACCGGAGGAGUUCCCCGACGAUGAAAUGGCGUCGAUGCUACCAGAUCUCCAGCUGCUCCCGCCCGACAAGCAGCGUGAAAGUGACCCGACCAUUCUCACCACUCAUCUGGAGACAUUGCUGUUACUGACAACCACUCCCGAAGGCCGGGCUUUGAUGCGUGCGGUGCAGGUGUACUCAUUUAUCAGGGAGUGUCAUCUGAAUGUCGAGGAUGAAGGAGUGCGAGAAGCGUGUGACCGACUUGUACAGGUGUUGAUGCGAGACGAGGAAGGGGAGGGAGCUCAGACCGAGGCAGGUUUGGCCCAAGCCCAGGCCCAGAUUGAAGCCCCUGCCCCUGCAGAUGAAGAUGAAAAGGUGACGGAGUUGUUUUAG
Messenger RNA from Penicillium pulvis, 1104 nucleotides. RefSeq names its product protein HGH1. The record is from RefSeq and is a predicted model, not a curated record. NCBI's taxonomy places the organism in Eukaryota, Fungi, Ascomycota, Eurotiomycetes, Eurotiales, Aspergillaceae. The coding region runs from base 1 to 1104 and encodes 367 amino acids. The transcript has 5 exons.